Molecule: messenger RNA, 587 nt
Organism: Aspergillus sclerotioniger CBS 115572
Lineage: Eukaryota; Fungi; Ascomycota; Eurotiomycetes; Eurotiales; Aspergillaceae
Exons: 1
Coding region: 96-455 (119 amino acids)
Source: RefSeq, a predicted model, not a curated record
UCAGGAGUGAGAAGGUCGGGGGUGGGUAAACCGCAAAUAGGUCAUUUCAGGUUGCAAUUCGACAGAUUUUGGAGCGGAUAGGUCUUGCCGAUGCUAUGUGGCACAAGAAAGAAAGAGCCAGUGUCGUCUUCCACGAAGAGGCGGGUUGUUGCGUGAGGAUCCGGGACGGCGGAGGUGAAGUCGAUGAGGAACGAGAUAAGAAACGAACCGGGUCGUGGUGCUUAGAAGGUGAGCCCCGGCGCCAAAACCAUUUUAGAAAAAUAGACAGCGUCGAAGUGGGCAGCUUGGCCUGUUUGGGAUUAAUCUAUUGCACCGGGCCUCAUUGGUACGUAGUCCGGGUGGAGCGCCCACUGGGGAGGGGGUUUUCGCGGUGGACGCUGGAGUCCUGGACGGGAGGAUGGAAGAAAAGCCACCAACCUCGCCUUACGGUCCACGGCAUUAGGGAAUCUGGCUAGGACUUCUAGUCCCGUUUCGACGCGGGAUGGAGGCCCUGGGUCACUGGUCAAUCCCUCGUCUGCCGUCAGCAGUCAGCACUUCGGUGUACCGAAGCCCAAUCAGUCCAUCAUCAUCGGUGGUGGUGGGUCGUC